Saprolegnia parasitica CBS 223.65 is the source of this 2413-nucleotide messenger RNA. RefSeq lists its product as hypothetical. The record is from RefSeq and is a predicted model, not a curated record. Gene Ontology annotation, cellular component: cytoplasm. Gene Ontology annotation, biological process: cellular response to unfolded protein; protein refolding. Bases 1 to 2349 code for a protein of 782 amino acids. Lineage: Eukaryota; Oomycota; Saprolegniomycetes; Saprolegniales; Saprolegniaceae. The transcript is spliced from 2 exons. Gene Ontology annotation, molecular function: ATP-dependent protein folding chaperone; misfolded protein binding; heat shock protein binding.
AUGACUGGCACCAGUCAUUUUUCAGACCAGUUCGCUGCCCUCUCGACCGAAGAGCGCAAGGCUGCCGGCGCCGAGGCCAAGAACCGUGGUAACGCUGCCUACACGGCCGCGGACUUCGCCACGGCUAUCAAGGAGUUCACGACUGCUAUCGCGUACGAGCCCCACAACCACGCGUACUACUCGAACCGCUCGGCCGCCUACUUGAGCAACGGCAACGCGGCGCCCGCGAUGGCCGAUGCCAACAAGUGCAUUGAGAUCGACGCCAAGUGGGGCAAGGGCUACGCUCGUCUCGGCGCUGCGUACUACUUUAUCAAGUCGUACGAGAAGGCCAUCCAGGCCUACUCGAAGGGCUUGACGGUCGACAAGGGCAACAAGCAGCUCCUUGCCGGCUUGACGCAGGCCCAGGCUGCUCUCCAGGUCCUCCAGGAAGAGGCCUCGGGUGUCGAGAUGGACGACGCCACGCGCAAGAUGAAGCGCAUGGAGAUCGAGGACAAGAUCAACAAGGCCCGCGCCGAGCGCGAAGAGCGUGCUGCCCGCGCCGAGCGUGGUUUCUCGGAGGUCAUCGGUAUCGAUCUCGGUACGACGUACUCGUGCGUCGGUGUCUGGAAGGACGGCCAGGUCGAGAUCAUUGCCAACAGCGAAGGUAACCGCACGACGCCGUCGUGGGUCGCCUUCAACGAAGCCGAACGCUUGAUUGGUGACGCCGCCAAGCUCCAGGCUGCCUCGAACGCCACCAACACGGUCUUCGAUGCCAAGCGUAUCAUUGGUCGCGCUUUCUCGGACCCGAUCGUCAAGAAGGACGCUGCUCACUUCCCGUUCAAGAUUGUCGAAGGCGAAGGCGACAAGCCGCUCAUCCAGGUCACGUUCAAGGGCGAGGAGAAGAACUUUUCGCCGGAAGAGAUCUCGUCGAUGGUCCUUACGCGCAUGAAGGAGACGGCGGAGAACUACCUCGGCCAGGAGAUCAAGCAGGCUGUCGUCACGGUCCCUGCUUACUUCAACGACCAGCAGCGUCAGUCGACGAAGGAUGCCGGUGCCAUUGCCGGCCUCGACGUCAAGCGCAUCAUCAACGAGCCCACGGCCGCCGCCCUCGCGUACGGCUUGGACACGAACGCCGGUGCCGAUGGCUCUAAGACCAACAUCCUCAUCUUCGAUCUCGGUGGUGGUACCUUCGAUGUGUCGAUCCUCUCUAUCGAGAACGGCAUCUUCGAAGUCAAGUCGACGGGCGGCGACACGCAUCUCGGUGGUGAAGAUUUCGACUCGAACAUGGUCGACUACCUCAUCACGGAGUUCAAGCGCAAGAACAAGGGCCUUGACCCCACGUCGUCGGCUCGCUCGAUGCGCCGUCUCCGCACGGCCUGCGAGUCGGCCAAGCGCAUGCUCUCGACGACGACGUCGGCCUCGAUCGAGGUUGACUCGCUCUUCGAGGGCGUUGACUUCUCGUCGACGAUGACGCGCGCCAAGUUCGAGUCGCUCAACGAAGAGUGCUUCAAGCGCACGGAAGAGACCGUCCUCAAGGUGCUUGCCGACGCCAACAUGCAGCCGGGUGACAUCACGGAGCUCGUCCUUGUCGGCGGUUCCACGCGUAUCCCCAAGGUGCAGAACAUGCUCUCGGCUGUCUUCGGCGGCAAGGAGCUCUCGAAGUCGAUCAACCCGGAUGAGGCCGUCGCGUACGGUGCCGCCGUCCAGGGUGCCAUCCUCUCGGGCAUCCGCAACGACGCCACGAACUCGCUCCUCCUCGUCGAUGUGACGCCGCUCUCGCUCGGUAUUGAGCUUGUCGGCAAGGUCAUGUCGGUGCUCAUCAAGCGCAACACGGCGAUUCCUGUCAAGAAGACGCGCAUCUACACGACCGAAGAGGACUGGCAGACGACGGAGAAGGUCGUCAUCUUCGAAGGCGAGCGUGCUUGUGUCGUCGACAACAACAAGCUCGGCGAGUUCGAGAUCUCGGGCAUUGAGCGCGCCAAGCGCGGCGAGCCGCAGAUCGAAGUGACGUUCGAGAUCGAUGCCAACGGCAUCCUCCACGUCUCGGCCCGCGACAAGAAGACGGGCGCCAAGAACGCGACGACGAUCUCCAACAACCGCGGUCGCCUCACCCAGCAGGACAUUGACCGCAUGGUCGAAGAGGCCGAGAAGUUCAAGAAGGACGACGCGCAGAUGCUCAAGCGCAUCGACGCCCGCAACGACCUCGAGGGCUACCUCUACCGCGCUCUCGAAGCCGCGUCCAAGAAGAACGACGCCGCCGCCCAGACCGCGCUUCGCGAAGCUCGCGACUGGAUGGACGACAACGAAGAACUCACGGUGCGCGAACUCGAAGACAAGCGCCGCGUCCUCGAGCGCACGUACAAGUAUUAGAUCAUCACCGCUGCUCGCCAUCCACGCGAACUCUAAUAAUAUGCCGGUGGCCGCCGUCACAACA